Peromyscus eremicus (cactus mouse) is the source of this 2442-nucleotide messenger RNA. Its product is annotated as taste receptor cell protein 1-like. NCBI's taxonomy places the organism in Eukaryota, Metazoa, Chordata, Mammalia, Rodentia, Cricetidae. The record is from RefSeq and is a predicted model, not a curated record.
AUGGACAAGCAGUGGUUUCCUGCAGCUGGAAUUCUCCUGGCCGCCUUCCUGGCAGGCUCAGCUUCUACCCUGACCCUUCCUUCUACACAUGAAGACCUUAACCAGCUUCCUUCAGCCCCUGGCACAUCCGCUCGGCAAAGCAGCAGCAUUCCUCUGGACAUCCUGACAGAAACUGUUGGCCGCAUCAACUCAGUUGAGAGGGAACCGGAGGCCCUGGAGAGGAGGGCAGGAGCCCUUUCUACAGAGUCAGUGGGGGGCCAAGAGUCCCCCUCAAUGCCUGGCCCCUUAGGAAGUACCAGGCCCUUGCACAGGGUCAUACCUGGACCAAUCCCCUCAGCCCUGACCACAUCUGCAGCCCACGUGACUGUUGACUCUCAGCCAGUGUCAUCUGGGGCUGAUCCUGUAAAGAAAAACGUGGCCUCUGGAUCUCUAGAAACAAUUGCUAUGUCAUCGCCACAGCCUUCUCCCACACGUGGAUCCAAGCAGAAGUACAGCAAGGUCUCCAGGUUGUGUUCGACAGUCCCUGCCUCUGCAUCACUGGAGACAACUGGUGCACCUAAAUCAACAUGGCAUCCAAUCAGAGCUCCUUCUCUCUCCAUAUUUUCUAGAUCUCCGUGCCCGUUAUGGAACACCUCCGGUCCCACUGCAUGGAGGGACGGCCACUCCGGGCCAGAGGCAUCCCCAUCUGCGGCACUGGCUGCAAGGAUCUCCUCAGGAUCGCCGAUCUCUCCCUGCAUGAAAGCGACAGAGCCCCUUUGGCCUGCGUCCUCGGGGAGAUCAGGGCCGGGCCUGACCUCCCAAGCCUUUACAGUGGCUUCUGGGUCGUCUGAAAACACUGUAGCUUUGGGCAUGGGCUCAGGAGCCAGUGGUGCUUCUGUGCGGCUGUUGUCCUCAGCAACAUCACCUUCACAGCCAUCCUCCCACUCCUCCCCACCCUCCUCAUCGGCAUUGCUCCUGCCUUCAUCCUCAACCCUGGCCCCUGUUUCCUCUGUCACCACAGGAGCCAGGGAACCUCCUAAACCCUCUGUGUCUGUGACUACACCCUCAGCCACAGACUCUUCCAUUAAAACCUCAAGCCUUGCACCCCUGGUGGCCCUACCACCCAGCCACCCUGGGCCAUGGGUUUCUACCACCCCAAUCCGCCUGCCCACCCUCUCCCUCCAACAUUUCUCCAAACCUCCCUCUGUCCCACACAGCUCUAGCUUCACAGAGAUAUCUAGGGAUGCUGAUGCUAGCCAGUCCUCUGCCCUGCCUCACCCUGGCCAAGAUGUAACUUUGCAGGACCUGAGUUCCUCCACUCCAGGACCUAGUCAUGUGACUCACUCUGUGGCCUUCAGGAUCAACAGAAGAUGCCUCACAACAGCUGUCUGGAACCUGGUAGCCCUGGAGCGCCGGCUGUUGAAUAAGCUUAUCUGCUACCAGCUCCAGCUUAUCUACCAUGAGGCCUUCUCCAGCUUCAAGAAUGUCAGUGCCCUGCUGUUAAGGCCUGGUUCUACAGAAGUGAAAGCCUCGCUCGUGUUUGGGCAGCCGGAUCCCUCGGCCCUAGAAAUCCUCUGGACUUUGUACCGCAAAGCGAAGGCCUCCAGAUGGCUGCUUGGGCACCUGUCCCUGGCUGACAGCAGCCUCUCUGCUGAUGGGCGCAACAUGACAGACCUUACCCUGGAAACCAUCAACAUCAGCUUCACGCUCAUGAGGCCCUUCCUGCCCCAGCUGCUUCUGCCUGGUUCGCAACCUUUUAUCCUGUUGGAGAAGCAGAUCCUCCAGCUGGUCACCCAUGAGGUGUCAGGAUUCUACAAGGCUAAGCCCCAGGACCAGCCCCUGCUCCUCUUCAGCAACGUGAACGAGUGGGUGCGCAUUUACAUGGAAUACAAGUUCAAGAGUCCCAUCCCCACCCACCUCAAAGGCCUGGCCAGUUACCUGGCCCAUCACAUAACAGACCCCACCCUCCAGAAAUCCAGCAUGGUGGCCAAUGGGGAAAAAGCAGAGCUGGCGCUUUAUGAGACUUGGCUCCUGAUCCUGGGUCACCCCUUCACCAAGGCCUUGGAGAACAAGACUACUUCUGAGUCCCAGGAGCUUCGUGGUCUGCUGACAAAAUGGCUAACCUCCGCCCUCCAGCCUCUGCAGAACUUCGGUCAAGUGGUGGUGGAGGAAUUCCAGCAGGAACCUCUGACUGCCAAAGUGCAAGCUGCCUUCUUUGGGGCUGCGCCAGCCCAGGCCAUCAUUCAAGACUGCAUGCACCAAGGCCUGAGCUUCCUGCAGGAAACUGAGGGUCUCCAGUUGGAGAUGCUCCUCCCAGCCCUUGGCACCCCCAGCUCCGGAGCCUCCAGAGGCCCCAGCCAUGGGUUCACACCAAACCUCCAGCUCAUCACGUCUCUUCUUGUCCUGGUGGCCCUUGGUACCGCUCCCCACUUCACUGAGAAGCAAAUCCCAUACCUCUCCUAG